Messenger RNA from Fundulus heteroclitus (mummichog), 1836 nucleotides. RefSeq lists its product as uncharacterized. The coding region runs from base 139 to 981 and encodes 280 amino acids. NCBI's taxonomy places the organism in Eukaryota, Metazoa, Chordata, Actinopteri, Cyprinodontiformes, Fundulidae. Gene Ontology annotation, biological process: regulation of apoptotic process. The record is from RefSeq and is a predicted model, not a curated record. The transcript is spliced from 6 exons.
CAUGACGUCACUGUGCAGCUCGUGUGGGGAGAUCGGGAUUUCCAACCAAUCAGGAAGCAGAGCGGUUUCAUUUCUCCUUGACUGAAAUUUUCUCCCUUCAGCUUCGCUUUUUACUGCUGGAUUUCCCCCUAAAAGGACAUGGAGCGACUGCAGUCCCAGCAGGACAACCUGAGGCUGUGGCUUUCAGCAGAUGCUGAUCACAUCAUCACUGAGUGCGAAAGCCUUUUACGUGUUAGUGAAUAUAAAGAGGUGGUGAAGCAGCCGAGUGAAGAGGAGAAGAUCAGCAGCCUUCUGAGAACGAUCAUCAACAAUGGAGCAGAAACCUGUGAGAGCUUCACUGAGAUCCUGAGGAAGAACCAGAGACAUUACCAUCAGCUGCAGCAGUUUUUCCACUCCUCUGAGGGCACAACUGCUCCAACAGUGUUUGCUGAUAAUAACAGCAUUGUCGCAACCACAAACUUCUCAAACAUAAAGGGGAAAUGUCUCACACGCAACUUGGAGACGGAGAGCAACCCAAGAGAAAAUUUGUCUGGGAAUAUUGUAUCAGGGAAUGAUUAUACUGCAACGGGAGGGAGUGUUAUCUGUGCCGACAGACUAGACGGAGUUAAUGUGGAUAACAUGGACUUCUCAGUGAAGAUUACGUCGUCACGGGUUCCUUCAGCUCCAGGACGUGCUGCUGACCUUCCUUGUCAGGAUCCUGCUGGAAAGACGAUCACAGAGCACAAAGUGAGGCUGACCGAAUGCCUGAUGGCUGAUGCAAACUACAUUCUGCAGCACGUCGACCAGAAAUCCAUCAUCACACAAAGAGAAUAUCAGAAUCUGAAAGCUGUGACUGAGCCAGAGAAGCAAGUGAUCCAGCUGAUUGACCAGGUCAUCAGCAAAGGUCCAGAAAAAUCUCUUCAGUUUCUUCAGCUUCUCAAGGAGCCUAAAGUCCUGGAGACCUUUCCACAGCUCAGGAACAUUUUAGAUACUGGCGCUUAAUCACAAUACUUUGUUGAUUGGAGUCAUUUCUGAGACAAGACUACUGCUAUGGGCUCCCAUAAGUCUUUUAUUUUUUUAUUUAAUGUUUAAAAGCACGUUUACUUUGUAAAAGCGCAAAUAAUAAUUUUAAUUGUUGUGUACCGUACUGUAAGUUAGAAUGUGAGGUUAACUUUUUCUUUGUAUUUGAGCUCAGUUUAGAUUAGAUAUUUCGUCGUCCCAUAAAUAAGCACUUGGAAAAACAGUUAUACCAGCCAGUCAGUGCGUCGCCUCAAUGACAUCAUCACUUUUUUAGCUGUCAUUUUUCUGCCUGAAUUUAAAUGCAAUUUAACCUGGGAUAACCUGCCAGGCAUGUGUAUGCGCGUAACAUGCCACCAAACACGCAUGUUUUCUGCAGCACGUCUCCUCUUUACCUGUGAAACAGCUACAGAACCGUGUCACCUGUAUCCAUGGCCGACUGUGUGUGUAACCAGAAAAUUUUUUAUGUGUGCCUUUUAUAGACGAGCGUGACCUGUCCCUCACCAUGUCUCAGCCUCUCGUUGACCCGAUCAAGUCGGUUGCUGAAGAUCAGAGAGCACUUUCAAGGUUAAUUUUAAAUGCACGUGCCUCUCAUCCAUGCACACACAGCGUCGCUGCCCAGUAUAAAACAGAAUUGUCGGCCAAACUGCAUAAAAAGGUGUUAUGUUUAAAUGCAGAUGAGUCAACAAAUGCAAAUGCGAACAGAAUUAUUAUUGUACCUGUGCGGUACUGUGAUGAUGACUUGGGCAAAGUGUUGACUCAGCAUCCGGCCUCCAGAAAGGUCAAUUAUGCAGAUGCAGUAACUGUCAAACGUUGAAUAAAAAUGAAUAUAAACCUUCA